AUGAUUCUCCGAAUUCUUCUCACACUACUUAUUCUCACCUACUCUCCCGGUGUUCUCACAAUUUCACAGUGCGUCAAAGCAACUAGAGAUACUGUGAGAUGUGACGAUUUUAUUGAUUUUAAUGGAACUGCAAAAGUUCUCGUAGUUGGAAAUUGCUCCAGCUUACAAAACAUUGACGAAAUGUUAGGAUUCGGACCCUUUCACUCUGUGACCAAUGUCACAUUUGACUGCGUCGUAACCCACUUUCCAUGGGAAUUCGCCAACAUUUUCCCAAAUAUUCGACACAUUCAUAUCAAUAAGUGCAAUUUGACAUCCCUUCCGUGGCAAAGUAUAUGGACUGAGACACUAAAAACUGUGGACUUUAGCAGUUGCCCAAUUCAGUGUUCCUGUCAAAAUCAAUGGAUGAGAGCAAAGGAAAUCUUUGAAAAGAUAACAGAGCCAAAAUCUCUGCGAAAAUGUGCGUGGAACUGUGAUCCUGGAAAGAUGAUGUUUCCGGGAGUGAUAUAUUCAAAAAAUGGAGACAAUGUGACAGUUCACGUUGGAUUUGAUGAUCAAGUUUUAAAUCGAACAAUUGACAAGCCUUACUUCGAUUGGGCAUUCUCAAAGCAUCCCCACAAACAUGAAGAGAUUAUAGCGGAGAAAGGUGCAGACUUGAUGAUAACCAAUUUGAAGAGAGAGGAUAUGGGAGUUAUUGGAGUAAAGUGCUGGCAUUGUUUGGAUUUUCUUGUUGGAAAAAUUGAGCUUCGUGCGAAUUAUCCCGUCAAAGUUGCAUUUGUUGAUAAGACACGUCUCGAUACGGAUUUCUUGGUUGUCACCGGAUAUCCCAUCGACAAUAUCUCUAUGGCAAUUACAAAAAUGCAGAGCAACUACAGUGAAACAAACUUUGUUGGACGUGAAAAAGACGCGAUUUUCUUCUCGAGUCUAGUUGUGCGAAUGGAAAAACGCCCACUCUUCUAUCAAAAAACAUAUCGAGUAUUCACAAAGGACGCUGCAGAAGGUGAUCAUUUGUCUGGAGAUUUGAGGUUUGAAGUCUGUACAAAUGGAAGCUGUGAUGCAAUUGAAAAGCACGUCUCACAUUUGGGUCUAAUUAAUGGAACUAUUGACGACUUCAUAAUCGUGGAAUACCCUUACAAACAAGAAAUUCAAAUAGUUGUUUUUCUGAUUGUUAUUUGCCUGCUGAUUGUGGUAUCUGCAUUAGCGUUCUACCACAGGUUGAAGUUACAAAGUUUCCUGAGAGAGAAGAUUCUAAGCUUCCGCAAACGAAUAUCACUUGCGCAAGAACUACAGACACGGCGUGCCAGCCAAGAAACCGAAGAAACAUUGUUACGCCUAGAGGAAAGAUCUUCAUUGGCUUCUGAUUACACGAACAUGACACUUCCGUUUAUCGAUAUGGGCAACAUUGAGAUUCACGAAAUGUUGGGAAAAGGGCAUUUCGGUGAGGUAUACCUUGCAUCUUGGGACUAUACUGGUCCGAGGAGUGUUGCUGUCAAAAGUAUCAGAAGAGUUGACAUGGCAACUGAAAAGGAGGCCCGUGUGCUUCAAGAUUUGGAACAUCCAAAUAUUGUCAAACUGUACGGAAUGACUCGAAAUAAUUUCAAUCUUCUACUUGUCUUCGAGCACAUGAAUCAUGGAGACUUGAAAACUUACUUGGAGCAACGUGCACCGGUUAAAUCCGUAUAUUUGCAAUAUCCACCACCAUUGGUUAUUGAUGAGCUGAAGUGGAUAAUCAAAGAGAUAACCACUGGUCUCGUUUAUCUUGUUGAGCAGUCGAUUGUCCAUCGUGACUUGGCAGCAAGAAACUGUUUAGUAGCGGGAGAUUCAGAUUUGAAAGCAACAAGUCAUUUUGAACGGCCACCGAUUAGAGUGAAGAUAUCCGAUUUUGGAAUGUCCCGUCGGUUAUAUGAUCAUUCGGAGUACUACACGAUGGAUCAUCGAGGUGCACUCCCUGUUCGUUGGCUACCACCAGAAGCUGUGCAAUCGCACAAGUUCACAUACAACAGCGACAUUUGGUCUCUUGGUGUGACAAUGUGGGAGUGCAUGUCUUAUGGACGACAGCCUUUUGAUGGUCUCAGCAAUUUAGAAGUUUCAUCUUUCACAUUAGCAGGCAUGAGACCAUUAAAACCGGAACGAUGUCCACAAGAUAUGUAUGAUUUGAUGGUCAAGUGUUGGCACAUGGAGCCAGUUAAACGAAUAACAGCGAAACAAAUUCUCGAAGACGAGCUUUUCGACAAAAUUCGCGAGGGACUCCCUUACAGGGCUGCGAAUGAGGCUAACAGUUUAGUGAGCUCGUGCAUGUUGAAUAUCAAUAGAUACAAAGAUGUUGUCGCGGAAACGAGCUUCACCACAGACCCACUAAACUCAUCUGAGAUUGAAGUGAACGAUGUACCUACUGAAAAUGGAAAAGUCAACGGACAAACUGUCGAGAAGGCUGAAUACGAAAAGUCUGAAUCAGAGUCUGAUUCUGGCGCUGUUACAUUCCAUGGGGAAUGUUCCGAGGAUCCGUUGCUCUGUGAUCGAUCAAUCGGAUGA
This is a messenger RNA of Caenorhabditis elegans, 2529 nucleotides long. RefSeq names its product Protein kinase domain-containing protein (gene trk-1). The record is from RefSeq and is marked reviewed. Gene Ontology annotation, cellular component: plasma membrane. The coding region runs from base 1 to 2529 and encodes 842 amino acids. The transcript has 15 exons. NCBI's taxonomy places the organism in Eukaryota, Metazoa, Nematoda, Chromadorea, Rhabditida, Rhabditidae. Gene Ontology annotation, molecular function: ATP binding; kinase activity; protein tyrosine kinase activity.